AUGUCGGGUUUAAGGAAACCGCGGCUACCAACGCUCUUCCAGAGCCGAGCCACCGAUACUUCACUCAUAAAUUGUCAGAAGUGUUUAGAGAAAGGUCACUGGACUUAUCAAUGUACAAAUCAGCGAAAGUAUCUCAAACGCGAAUCAUACACCAGUAUACUAGUGAAAAAGCUUGAAACUCAGAAAAAGUCAAAGAUUCAAAAAAAAACAAACAACACUGAAUCAUCAUCCUCAAGCUCUAGUUCGUCCUCUGACUCUUCGACUUCAAGUUCUGGGGAUGACUCUGAUGAUGGGGAAUCUACCUCAGAAUGUAGUUCAAGCAGUAACGGAGAUUCUAGCGACGACUCAUCUUCCAGUACUUCCUCAUGUUGCGAAAGCAGCCGAUCUUCUUCCUCCACAAGUUUAAAGCGCAUAAAGGAAUGAUCGUAAUGGUACUGAAAUUGUACAGUUA
Molecule: messenger RNA, 451 nt
Organism: Schistosoma mattheei
Lineage: Eukaryota; Metazoa; Platyhelminthes; Trematoda; Strigeidida; Schistosomatidae
Source: the annotation of a GenBank genome assembly